CUCGGCGCUUCUGUUUCCUCUGAAGUGUUAGAGACAGCAUGCUUAACUCAAACUGAAUGAUGGAUGAAAUUGGCGCAGAGAAUUUUAAACCGGAUCAUUUGUCUGUAUUAAAGGCUGUAAGCAGUGGUUUCAAAGAUGAACAGUUCAGAUGCAGUGUGGAUGCUACAGUACUCCAGAAUCUCUCUGCGGUUCUCUCACGCCUCUUUCAUAAGCUUCAGGUUUUGAGUGAAGAUGAUCAAGGAGGAACCUCCACAGCUCUAUGUCUGCAGCUUACAGCCGAGUGCCUCAGAGCUCUCAGAAAUGCAUGUGUUCUGUGUCCUCGCAACCAGUGCAUUCUAAGGGAUCAAGGUUGUAUUCAGCUGACACUAGGGAUUCUGGGAGAGCUUCUUAAGUGGAAACCAGCAUCCUCUGAUCACUUUUUUGAUGCACUUCGAUGUGGGAUCCAGUUUCUAGGUAACAUUGCGGUUGGGAACCGGCUCUGCAAAGAUUACAUUUGGGCUCAUGGAUUUCCACACAGAUUUCCGAUUCUCUUGGAACUCAGUGAUGUGAAGGCUGUGGCUUAUACGUCCAUGGUGUUGCACACCUGUCUAGAUGAAGACAAGACUGAGAACCUUGGUACAGAUCAGUGCAAACUGAAAGUGGCACUGAAAAUCAUCGAGCUGUGUAGGACUUUACCUGACAUCGAAUGGACAUUUCAGGGUUGUGCUUUUUUCAAGAUGUACAAGAUGAUGUUUUGCAGAAUGCUGAUUGUCACACAACAUUUUUUCAAAUCAUCUGGGCUCUUUGAAAAGAUGUAUGAGGCGCUGAAUAAUCAAGAAAGGAUUACAUUACUCGAGCUGGUCUCAGCCCAUCUUGGAGAACGUGAAGAUGAAGAAGACGUUAUUCCUCUUAGAACAGCUCAGUUUCUCGCCUCUUGCUUCCAACAGAGCUGUAAGGCUGUUCUUACUCUCAGCUCUGUCUCCUCAUCUGAUGAGCAGGCUCUGGCAGUGAUCAGACUUUUGGAUAUUCUCUGUGACAUGACUUCAGACCAGAGGAAAUUUAUGCCACUGCAGGAUCAUCCAGAUCUUCUCCAGACCACAAUUAAUCUCCUGAAAGAAGUGCACCUGUUGGGAAAGGCCAGUAGAAACGUGUUUAGUGCAGCACAGGAUUUCUCUUUCAAAGCUCAGGGGGAAGAAGGCACUCAUCCUGCACUCAGCUUCAAAGCCCACCUGAUCCGGCUGAUCGGAAACCUGUGCCAUGGUCACUCUGCCAACCAAGACCAGGUCAGAGAGUUGGAUGGUAUUGCUCUCAUUUUGGACAACUGCAGCAUUGACAGCAACAAUCCCUUUAUAAGCCAGUGGGCUGUUUUUGCUAUCCGGAACAUUCUCGAACACAAUGUGGAGAACCAGAAGUUGGUACAGGGCCUGAGAAGACAGGGGGUGGCGGAUGACUCUGUAUUGAGAGAGAUGGGCUUCUGUGUGCAAGAGAGGGACGGCAGCUUGCUCCUCAGACCCCUCAAGAAGGAGAACGAGCAAGGAGAGCAUUAAACCUGGAGCAGCGAGGAUCCCCCUCCCCAAUUUACUCCAUCCACUCCAGCACACUUAAUCACAUUCUGACGAUUUUUUAAGGCACCCACUGAGUCCGUCAUGGACGCAGAAGACACAGAGGGCAUUUUAAUAUCCAAUCAGUAUUAGGAACACAAGGGUGCAGGGAAGCGGAGAGUGGAGUAUAGGGGGGUCCUGCGCUUUGUAAUCUCAGCACAAGAGGAGCUCCAAGGGGCUUUUCUGCACUGACUAAUGCUGAUGCUGUGAUGCAUUUAGUGGCCUUUGAUUCCAGCUUGCGGUGAAUAGGAUUGAAAUCCUUUAAAACAAGGAGACCCAUGUCUUCCUGGCUUUUCAGCCACCAAAGAAACUUGAGUGACCAGUAGGGAAUAGAGGUUAAUCUCUAAUCCACUGAGCUUUAUGGAGACCUGGGGGCCCCCUUGAUCCGCUCAAAUAAGGGUUUUGUACUCAAUAGCCGUGGGACUUGGGUGCCCACUUUGUUUUUGGUUUUGUUUGGGGGGUUUUCGGCCAUGCUUUGGGAAUGUCGCAUUGAUAAGGCAACACGGUUCAGGAACCACUUUUCCCUUUAGGACUGAUUGAAUAGUGUGUGGAGAUUCUCAUUUAUGGGUGUUUUGUCCACAAAUAACAAAAACUGGACCAACCAAAUCCACCAGAGCUUGUGUUUUAGGAUUAGUCAGAGGGAUUAUAUCAGCAAGCGACUGCAUGGUUGUAGGAAGGUCAGUAUUAAAUUAGUAUCUGUAUCGUCAGAUACUCAGAGCUUUAAUAUGAGGGUUCUUCAGAAAGUUUCCGCACUUUUUUAACUCUAUUUAUUUACAAUUUUAAAAACAAAUUAUGUCACUUUUCUACAUAGUCACCUUCCGAUGCAUUUCAUCAGCCAAAAAUGUUUUUGGUUAAAUGUGUAGCCACUGAUGCAUUACUGCUUUCACAUCAUCAUCACAUGAAAAUCAUCUUUCCCUUAAAGCUUCUUUGAGAAGUCCGAAAAGGUGGAAAUCAGAUGUGCUAAAUCCGGACUAUAAGCUCUCUCUCAGUCUCUCAGACACGACCAAUUACUCCUCCUCCCCCCCUCACUGUUUCCAGCCAAAAUAUAAAAGUGCGGAAACUUUUUGAAGAUCUCUCAUAUUUUGAUUGGAACAUUCCUAAAACUUUGUGCCAGCUCAGAAAUAAACUUAUGUUAUUUUUGAUGUCAAAAGAAACAAACUCGACUGUUGUAGUUCACUUUGUAGUUCUACAAUUACUGACUGUAGUCCAUCUGCUUGUCUGCAUGCUUUGUUAGCCCCUUUUAAUGCUGUUCUUCAAUGGUCAGGACCACCACAGAGCAGGUAUUAUUUUGGUGAUGGAUCAUUCUCAACACUGCAGUGACACUGACAUGGUGGUGGUGUGUUAGUGUGUGUUGUGCUGGUAUGAGUGGAUCAGACACAGCAAUGCUGCUGGAGUUAUUAAACACCUCACUGUCACUGCUGGACUGAGAAUAGUCCACCAACCAAAAACAUCCAGGCAACAGCGCCCCGUGGGCAGCGUCCUGUGACCACUGAUGAAGGUCUAGAAGAUGACCAACUCAAACAGCAGCAACAGAUGAGCGAUCGUCUCUGACUUUACCUCUACAAGAUAGACCAACUAGGUGGGAGUGUCUAAUAAUGUGGACAGUGAGUGGACAUGGUAUUUAAAAAUCCCAGCAGUGCUGUUGGGUCUGAUCCACUCAUACCAGCACAAUACACUCUAACACACGUGUCACAGUAAAUGAUGUGUGUGAUGCACUUGCUCCACAUCAUUCAGCAUUAACCAGUGUCACCCAUUGAGUAUUCUUAUGCUCAGUUCCAAGCCCAAGUUACCUCAGGGGACCUUUCAUUGCUCAAAGGACAUGGAAACUGGACUUUUUCCCCACUGGAUACCAGUAGAGCAGCAACCUUUCCCAUUUCUAUAUUAGGGAUGUCAGUGAAUAACAAUUAUGCGAUAACUGAAAGAAGGUUCAAUUAAUGCUGUGAAAUAAAAACAUCAUUUUAAUUGAGACUGCCGCUUUAGUCUGUAUACAGUAAGAACAUAGUUAAGAGUUGUACUGGUUUCAUUUUAAUCUGGAGUGCCAUUAGGUUUUCUUCAGGUACCCAGGGUUCUUGGUGUGACACAUUUGGUUCUUUACUGGUGGCUUAUAAAAACUAUAAUUCCAAUUUCCUAGCACUAACAGUGUUAUUAAUAUGUGUGUUUUUUACCAGCUGAAUUUCUUAUUCAUUUUCAUCCAAAAUAUCCAGUUUUGAGUGGACAGUAUCAUCCGUCUUACGAUCUGACUCCCUGCUGACCCUUUCAUACAUAUCCUCAGACUCGUUCCAAAGUCUGACCUUAGUGCGCCCUUUAAACCAAAUCAGUCAGACCAGAAACAUUAGCUUGCAGGGUGACACAUCGUCUACCCCGACACCAUCAGGAUGAGCUGAGUGUUCCUGACACCGACAUAAUACCCCGGCUUCAGUGGCCUCUCUUCUGCCCGCGACACCCUGUUUGUUCUGCCUCAUAUUUUUUUAAUGAGAAAAUGUUUGUGCGGAACAAUUGAGGUUGACUCUUUUCCCAAUCCGGGCUAUAGUGUGGAGAGCUUACGUUGUUCCGGCAGGCAGCGAUUCAGACAGCUAACAAAACACGGGUGCUUUACUUCUGCUCCGCUGGCUGCCUGCAAUGCUUUUCACUUUCAGGAAAAGAGCGCUGGGUGAGGGAAUAAGGCAGCGGUGAAAGCUAUUCAAAUGUUAGCUGGACGGGACUGGGUGGAGGAAAGGGUUCAGUCAGUGGAGUAGUGCCAUACCAAAAUUGAUCGCACAUUGCUCCAUCAGAGAGGUUGUAAAUAUGGUUAGUGAGCAUAAUGGACCCUUCCAUUAGUAUAUCCUAUAAGGCCAAAGGUAUUUGGACAGCCCUCUUACUCUUUUGGUUUAGGCAUUUCAGCCACAUCCAUUGCUAACAGGUGUAGAAAAUAUGAAAAUAAUAUAAUAAUAAUAUAUAAAUCCAUAUAUAUAUAUAAGUUUCCAACUACAUAAAAGCAAGAGCAUUUUGGGGUUCGGCAUGCUGUCUCUCUGUGCUCAAAGUAAGGCCCUACUGGAGUGAAGCCCUACUGAAUGUCUUUGGAAUGAACUGGAACGUUAGGGCAGCACUGUGGCUCUGAGGAUAGCACUGUCGCCUCAAAGCAAGAAGGUCCCAUUCAAUUCCCAGGUGAAGCGGUCCAGGUCCUUUCUGUGUGGAUUUUGCUCCGGUUUCCUCCCACAGUCCAAAGACAUGCAGUCAGGUUAAUUGAAAAUACAAAAUUGUCCAUGACUGUGUUUGACAUUAAAACUUGAAGUGAUGCCGCUCAGGUGGUGCAGCGGUAAAAAGCUGCAACCAGGGUUGGAUUCUGAGUACGUGGUUUUGAAUCCAGCUUUGCUUCACCGGUUCGAAGCUGAGUGGCUGUAUGAGCAACGAUUGGCCGGUUGCUCAUAUGGGGGGGGGGGGGGUUGCUCACAUGAGUCUUGUGUAACCAGUAUUUACCUGUCCUGUCAUUAAUGUAACCAAAGUGUAUAAAACAUGACGUUAAAAUCCUAAUAAUAAAAUAAAUAAGGAAAUUGGAACGUAAUUGCUAGCCAGUGCAAUUUACCUCAUAGAUGCUAUUUUGACUGAAUGGGCAUAAAUUCCCAGAGACAUUCUCAAAUCAUCUAAAAGGAUUCUGUUAUGGAGUGGAGUUUUGGAGUGGGAUAUGUAACUAGCUCAGGUUUAGGUAUAUACACACUUUUGGCCAUAUAGUAUAAUUACAUUUGGACACAAUUUAAUCAAUUUAAUCAAGGUAAAAUAUGUGUAUGAUGCACAGCGAUGGAUAUGCAUCACAUCUGAAUCAAGGUAAAUGAAUGAAAGGGCUCUAUUGAACACGUUGUAUAUAGUAUGGGCUGAAAAUGUAUGUGAAAUAUUGUACUUAAUAACUAGUAUGUUUACUACUUGAUUUACUUGCUAUUUUGUUUCCUGCUGACAAUAGUCUUGCAACCUUUAGUUUGAAUUUGGUCCCAUCUAGGGCAGCUUGGUGGGUAGCACUGUCGCCUCACAGCAAGAAGGUCCUGGGUUCGAUUCCCAUGUGAAGCGUCCAGGUCCUUUCUGUGUGGAGUUUGCAUGUUCACCCUGUAUCAGUGUGGGUUUUCCUCUCCCACAGUCCAAAGAUAUGCAAGUGAGGUAAUUUGGAGAUACAAAAUUGUACAUGACUGUGUUUGACAUUAAAACCUGAAUGAAGUGAUGAAUCUUGUGUAACCAGUAACUACCUGUCCUGUCAUGAAUUUCUAUAAAUGAAAAAAUAAAUGGUUGCAUCUUUUCACAGAGCAAUGCUGCUGCUGUUGAGAGGUGUGCUUUUGUCUGUGAUUUUGUUUUAUUUUGUUUAUUGUUUUGCAUACAAUAAAAAACCUGACUUUU
This is a messenger RNA of Trichomycterus rosablanca, 5939 nucleotides long. It is a transcript of the gene atxn10, whose product is annotated as ataxin 10. Gene Ontology annotation, biological process: neuron projection development. Bases 57 to 1526 code for a protein of 489 amino acids. The transcript has 11 exons. The record is from RefSeq and is a predicted model, not a curated record. NCBI's taxonomy places the organism in Eukaryota, Metazoa, Chordata, Actinopteri, Siluriformes, Trichomycteridae. Gene Ontology annotation, cellular component: cytosol.